CCUGCCAACUGAUGACUCCACCUGAAAGGAAAGCGCUUACACAUGAUCCAUACACGCUGGCUCUAUCGGUAUAGCUGAGUCCAAGAAGCGUGAAUCAAGAUUGAUCAGUCCACACAGUCGCGUGUAGAAGGCGUGCCCAAGACCGCUGUCAGAGAUAGAAGAGAGAGGGAGAGAGAUAGAGAGAGUAUACCGGCCCCAAAAGUGCGUCGCUGCGUUUACAACAGGAACGCUGAUGCAGCGCGCGUCACCGGCAAAGUCCCGCCUCGAUCGAUUUGCGCCUGCCAUCGCCCUGCGCUGCUUCGUUCGUGCGCGCGUGGCGGAACCCUCCACGGGCGUCACUUUCCUUCGCCCGCAUGAAGUUUCCAUCGUCACCCUUAUCCACCACCCAUUCCAAAAGCCUUAGCUCGACCUCGUCGACCUCACCGCCAAGCUCCAACCCGCGCACACACGUGGCUACAACUCAUUCACCCUCAGACAAACAGUCCACGCUGUUGUCUCGAUCUUUAUCGCGUCUUCGCUCCCUCACCUCACACCUCCACACAUCUUCGCAUCGCAAGAUGACCGCCGUUGCUGACAUUGGUCUGAUCGGUCUGGCCGUCAUGGGCCAGAACCUGAUCCUGAACAUGAACGACAAGGGCUUCACUGUUGCGGCUUACAACCGAACAACUUCCAAGGUCACUGACUUUAUGAACAACGAAGCCAAGGGCACAAAUGUUGUCGGCACGCACUCCAUCGAGGAGUUCGUCGCGAGCCUCAAGCGCCCUCGCAAGAUUAUCAUUCUUGUCAAGGCCGGACCUGCAGUCGACGCCUUUAUCGACCAGCUCACCCCCCACCUCGAGAAGGGAGACAUUAUCAUCGACGGAGGUAACUCGCACUACCCAGACUCGAUUCGCCGCACCGAGGCGCUCCAGUCCAAGGGUCUCUUGUUCGUCGGUGCUGGUGUGUCUGGUGGUGAAGAGGGAGCUCGCCACGGUCCGUCUAUCAUGCCUGGUGGAUCAGACGCUGCUUGGCCUCACCUGAAGGAGAUCUUCCAGAAGACCGCGGCGCAAUCCGACGGAGAGCCAUGCUGCGACUGGGUCGGCCAGAGCGGUGCCGGACACUAUGUCAAGAUGGUCCACAACGGGAUCGAGUACGGAGACAUGCAGCUCAUCUGCGAGGCUUACGACAUUCUCAAGCGAGGCCUCGACCUCCCUCCCACGGAGAUUGCCGACAUCUUCACCAAGUGGAACUCCGGUGUGCUUGACUCUUUCCUCAUCGAGAUUACUCGUGACAUCCUCAAGUACAACGACGACGAUGGUGAGCCUAUGAUCGAGAAGAUCCUUGACUCCGCUGGUCAAAAGGGCACGGGCAAGUGGACUGCCAUCAACGCACUCGACCUCGGUCAGCCAGUCACUCUCAUUGGUGAGGCUGUCUUUGCGCGCUGCUUGUCUUCCUUGAAGGGCGAGCGUACCCGCGCAUCUCAGCGUCUUUCUGGGCCCCAAAAGGUUGCCUUCGCUGGAGACAAGCAACAAUUCAUCGACGACCUCGAGCAGGCUCUGUACGCCUCCAAGAUUGUGUCCUACGCUCAAGGAUUCAUGCUCAUGCGAGAGGCUGCCAAGGAGUACAAGUGGACCCUGAACAACCCUUCCAUUGCCCUCAUGUGGCGUGGUGGUUGCAUCAUCCGCUCCGUCUUCCUCAAGGACAUUACCAACGCUUUCCGUAAGAACCCCCAGUUGGAGAACUUGCUCUUUGACGACUUCUUCAACAAGGCCAUUCACGAUGCUCAGGUCGGCUGGCGUCGCGUGAUCGCUCAGGCUGUGCUCUGGGGUAUCCCCACUCCUGCCUUCUCCACUGCUCUGGCUUUCUUCGAUGGCUACCGCACGGAGCGCCUGCCUGCCAACUUGCUGCAGGCUCAGCGUGACUACUUUGGUGCUCACACCUUCCGCGUGCUGCCCGGAAAGGAGAACGACAGGCUCAAGGCUGGUCAAGAUGUCCACGUCAACGUGAGUGAUCCAUUACAGAUUUUGCAACAUGAUGUCGUCCUGUAGGUAGUCCGCUGACCGAUUCUUUGCCGUUGCGUAGUGGACCGGCCGCGGUGGAAACGUCUCGGCGUCCACUUACACUGCCUAGAGCGAACUGCAAAGUUUGCUUGGUAGCGCUUCAAAUGUCCGAUAGAGAGCGUCCCAGACUCAAUUCAUCCUGCGGCUCAGUACAUGUCAGUG
This is a messenger RNA of Ceraceosorus guamensis, 2201 nucleotides long. RefSeq names its product putative 6-phosphogluconate dehydrogenase. Gene Ontology annotation, molecular function: phosphogluconate dehydrogenase (decarboxylating) activity; NADP binding. Gene Ontology annotation, cellular component: cytosol. Gene Ontology annotation, biological process: pentose-phosphate shunt, oxidative branch; pentose-phosphate shunt. Bases 354 to 2027 code for a protein of 557 amino acids. The transcript is spliced from 5 exons. The record is from RefSeq and is a predicted model, not a curated record. NCBI's taxonomy places the organism in Eukaryota, Fungi, Basidiomycota, Exobasidiomycetes, Ceraceosorales, Ceraceosoraceae.